AGACUAAAAGCUCCAUUAUAAUCGAGCUGCAACAAUGUUCUUCAAAAUGGCCAUCAAAUAAGUGCCAAACAACUAGGGACAACAACUACAUAAUUGCACUAAAGAACUAGAGAAAAAGGAGUAAAAUCACCAAAAACGCAGUUACUGUUCACGACCAGAAAUAUGGAGCUACAGAACUUCGAAUCCAUUUCUGUCAGUUUCCAAUCAAAGAUUGAGUUGAGAAGAACAAGCUAUCCAAAAAUCAGCUCAAUCGGACAUGAAACGAAGUGGGAAUCACGAUUUGAAAAUGGCUGCUAGGGCUGAAAUUGAGAUGCGAAAAUCUGGCCUCUUUUUUUUCACUUUUCUCUCUUGUGUGGCUGCUAGAUUUUUCUCUUGUGAAUCAUGAAAUUAAGACCUAGAAAAGUUUUACAUAUGCACCAUAAGCUUAUGAGCAAAAGUGGGAUAGUCCAAAUUGGAUUUUUAUUUAUCAAGACCAAAAUCCAACGCUAAGAUGCUGUUAUGGCUGUUGUUAUAAGUAAUUGUUAUUUUUUGUGUUUGCGGAAAUACUGAGGAAGGAUGCUGGUGAUUUGUAAGUUUUUUCAAAGGAGAAUCCCCUUGGUACAAUUCUGCCCCGAGUUCAAGUUAAACACAUUGGAGAUAUAACAGAAGAUAAUGUAACCACCACCUUGAAAAGAGCCAUCAGUUUUUAUUCUACUCUACAAGCUCAUGAUGGUCAUUGGGCAGCAGAUUGUGGAGGACCAAUGUUUCUAAUGCCUGGUUUGGUUAUUGUUUUAUCUGUUACUGGGGCACUGGAUACAGUGUUAUCCCAAGAGCAUAAGCGAGAGAUAUGCCGUUAUCUCUACAAUCAUCAGAACUGUGAUGGUGGCUGGGGUUUGCAUAUUGAAAGCCACAGUACCAUGUUUGGUUCAGUUCUGAGCUAUGUUACUCUGAGGUUACUUGGUGAAGGAGCAAAUGGUGGAGAAGGGGCAAUGGACAAGGGCCGCAAAUGGAUUUUGGACCAUGGUACUGCCACUGCAAUAACCUCGUGGGGGAAAAUGUGGCUCUCAGUGCUUGGAGUAUUUGAUUGGUCUGGGAACAAUCCACUUCUUCCAGAGAUUUGGCUUCUUCCUUAUAUCCUUCCAUUUCAUCCAGGAAGGAUGUGGUGCCAUUGUCGGAUGGUUUAUCUGCCAAUGUCCUACUUAUAUGGUAAAAGGUUUGUUGGACCGAUCACGCCAACAGUUUUAUCUUUGAGAAAGGAGCUCUUCACGGUCCCUUAUCAUGAAAUAAACUGGAAUAAAGCACGCAAUGAAUGUGCAAAGGAAGACCUCUACUACCCUCACCCUCUAGUACAGGAUAUCCUUUGGGCAUCUCUUGACAAGCUCAUCGAACCUAUGUUUAUGCAUUGGCCUGGAAAAAAGUUGAGGGAAAAAGCUCUCAGCACUGUAAUGGACCACAUACAUUAUGAAGAUGAAAAUACUCGUUAUAUAUGCCUAGGGCCCGUGAACAAGGUCUUAAAUAUGCUUUGUUGCUGGGCUGAAGAUUCUAAUUCAGAAGCUUUUAAGUUGCAUCUUCCACGAUUAUAUGAUUAUCUAUGGAUUGCUGAAGAUGGAAUGAAAAUGCAGGGAUAUAAUGGAAGUCAAUCAUGGGAUACUUCUUUUGCUAUUCAAGCAAUCAUUUCAACAAACCUUGUUGAAGAAUAUGGUCCAACUUUGAGAAAAGCACAUACGUUCAUGAAAGACACACAGGUGUUAGAUGAUUUCCCAGGCAAUCUUGAUUUCUGGUAUCAUCAUAUUUCAAAAGGGGCUUGGCCUUUCUCUACUGCAGAUCAUGGUUGGUCAAUUUCAGAUUGUACUGCGGAGGGACUUAAGGCAUGUCUUCUACUCUCUAAACUACCUGUGGAAAUUGUUGGUGAACCACUGAAGGCAAAACGUUUGUAUGAUGCUGUAAAUGUUAUGCUGUCAUUACAGAAUCCUGAUGGUGGCAUUGGGACAUAUGAACUGUCAAGGUCAUAUCCAUGGUUGGAGAUGAUCAACCCUGCUGAGACUUUUGGUGAUAUUGUUAUUGAUUAUCCUUAUGUAGAGUGUACCUCAGCUAUAAUUCAAGCUUUGGCAGCAUUUAAGAAAUUAUACCCUGGGUAUCGUAAAAAAGACAUGGAGCGUUGUAUUGAAAAAGGUGCGGCCUUUAUUGAAAAGGUACAAGCAGCAGAUGGCUCCUGGUAUGGAUCUUGGGGAGUUUGCUUUACAUAUGGCACAUGGUUCGGGGUGAAGGGCCUGCUGGAUGCUGGGAGGAGCUUCAACAACUCUUACAGCAUCCGUAACGCCUGUGACUUUCUAUUGUCAAAACAAGUAGUGUCUGGUGGCUGGGGAGAGAGUUAUCUGUCUUGUCAAAACAAGGUGUAUACAAAUCUUGAGGGUAACAGAUCUCACACUGUUUGUACUGCAUGGGCUAUGAUGGCUCUUAUUGAAGCUGGACAGGGAGAGAGGGAUCCAACUCCAUUACACUGUGCAGCAAAGGUAUUGAUAAAUUCUCAGCUUGAAAAUGGAGAUUUUCCUCAGCAGGAGAUAAUUGGGGUCUUCAACAAGAAUUGCAUGAUAUCGUAUUCUGCAUAUAAGAACAUCUUUCCAAUUUGGGCUCUAGGAAAAUAUCAAUCUCAGGUACUUAAAGCUCAAUGAAUGGCAGUUCUAGAUGAAUUCAUUCUCAUCCUCAAGUUGUCAGUGAGCUAUUUCACAACUUCUGUAUUUCUUUAUGAAGCUGAGUGAGAAUAGUCUUCCUCUCUAAAUAAGACUCUUUUAACGACUACAUUGUGGUUCUACAAGAGGAGAUGACAGUUUCUUUAUAGGGUCAAAACUUCUUCCCAAGAGAGGGAUAACUAUGGAAGAGUUUUUCCACAAAGAAAAUAAGGUAGGAAAUCCAGGGCAAACGAUAACUAAUCUCCCCAUUGGCUUGGAUUUUCUGACAUUUUUUUCCCAUCCUUCUUAUUCAGAGAAUCUUCAUCACUACUACUUUUCAUGGUUAAAAAUAUUAUGGUUUAUGGCUUAAUAGUUUGUUUUUGCUUUUAAAGAUGCAGCAUCAUGAAUGUUGAAAAUACAUCUGAAAAUACACCUCUACAUGUAGUACUCAAGACAAAUCUUCACUAUCGUAAAAUUGAUUGCAAUUUGAUUUUUGAA
This is a messenger RNA of Solanum dulcamara, 3146 nucleotides long. Its product is annotated as cycloartenol Synthase-like. Gene Ontology annotation, biological process: triterpenoid biosynthetic process. The coding region runs from base 741 to 2651 and encodes 636 amino acids. NCBI's taxonomy places the organism in Eukaryota, Viridiplantae, Streptophyta, Magnoliopsida, Solanales, Solanaceae. The record is from RefSeq and is a predicted model, not a curated record. The transcript is spliced from 18 exons. Gene Ontology annotation, cellular component: lipid droplet. Gene Ontology annotation, molecular function: intramolecular transferase activity.